Exophiala oligosperma is the source of this 2223-nucleotide messenger RNA. RefSeq lists its product as uncharacterized. The transcript is spliced from 2 exons. Gene Ontology annotation, molecular function: protein-arginine omega-N symmetric methyltransferase activity. NCBI's taxonomy places the organism in Eukaryota, Fungi, Ascomycota, Eurotiomycetes, Chaetothyriales, Herpotrichiellaceae. Gene Ontology annotation, cellular component: mitochondrion. Gene Ontology annotation, biological process: mitochondrial respiratory chain complex I assembly. The coding region runs from base 161 to 2038 and encodes 625 amino acids. The record is from RefSeq and is a predicted model, not a curated record.
GCACCUCUUAUUUUGAGAAUGUCUUGUUGAAACCCAACCAACCACUUUUUUGUGUUCUGUUCUUGUAUAUUGUCCCCGUUCCUUUUUUCCCUUUUUGUUGUGUGUGUGUGUGUGCAAGUGACAGGAGGGGGAGGUUUUUGGAGGGUUUGCAACCUCGAGAAUGAGAUAUGGAGCACCUCGUCUUCUUCAACGAGUGCUUCGGCUGAACGACCACAACAAGCCUUUUGCUGCGGCGACGACGACGACGACACUCACCACUACUUGUCGGUCAAUUGUUCAAUGCGACAACAACAACAACAAGAACAACGGUUCUCCGCUUCGACAUCAUGACCACGUCGUGGUGGCUCGCCGUCCGUAUCCGGCGCAGCAGCAGCAACAACAAAGAUGGUCGAGCAGUGCGGCGUCAAAGUCAAAGCCUGCCGUAGACGAGGAACUUUCCCUACAAGUGCCUACGUCGCAGCCGUCUGAGUCAAGUACUACUCUUGCGGCAAAUCAUCCACCAACCUUGCCUGUCCGACAAUGGUCGACACCUUUGGCAAAAACAAUAGCGCAGGCAAUCGAGGUCACCGGACCCGUUUCAAUCGCAUCCUACAUGCGUCAAUGUCUCACGAACCCCGACGGCGGUUACUACACCACGACCCGCAAAGAUGAUGCAGACCAGUUUGGCACAAAGGGUGACUUUAUAACCUCUCCCGAGAUCUCGCAGAUCUUCGGAGAAUUGGUGGGCAUAUGGUUCAUGACCGAAUGGAUGGCACAGGGACGUCCCUCGCAGGGUGUCCAGUUUAUCGAGAUGGGUCCGGGGAGGGGCACGUUGAUGAGUGACGUCCUCAGAACCAUCGGACAGUUUGGCACGUUUGCCAAGUCGAUCUCGGCGGUCUGGCUCGUCGAGGCGGGAGAAGGGUUGAGGGCCAAACAGAAGGAUGUCCUUUGCGGAGAAGACGCCGAGAUGAAAGAGGUCAAGGACCAUACGGGGAAGAAUGUCUGGUGGGAAGCCACCAGCAAACAAGGCAUUCCCGUGCGCUGGGUCGAAGAUGUCGUUCUGCUGCCCGACGGCACGGGGGGUUCGGGAGAUCAGAAGACCGUGCCUUUCAUCAUCGCACACGAAUUCUUCGACGCUCUACCCAUCCACGCGUUCGAGUCGGUGGCGCCAAAGCCGGAAGAGGUGCAGGAGGAGGGGCAGGAGGUACAGAGUAAGCUGCUCGGUGAGAUGGGCCAGCCUGUACCAAAACCAUCCACGGCCAGCAAGUUGCCGCAAUGGCGAGAAUUGUUGGUAGCCCCGACCAAGCCAAAAUUGGACUUGUCUUCACAAUUGGGGAACGGCGCGGGUGCUGCUGCUGCUGCUGCUCACAAACAACCCGAGCCUGAUUUUCAACUGACCCUCGCCAAGGCAAGCACGCCUAGUUCGUUGGUCAUCCCCGAACGACCUCGUUAUCGUCACCUCAAGAAUCAAGUCUCGUCUCGGGUGGAAGUAUCUCCCGAGAGUUCGCGAUACAUUCAAGAGUUUGCAAGAAGGAUCGGAGGAGGAGUGGCAAGCAACCGAUCGUCGAAAGAAGGCACCGGCCAGUCUCCUCUUGAUGGCAAUAACGGUGGUGCUGCCCUCAUCAUCGACUAUGGACCCUUGGAGACGGUCCCGGUCGAUUCACUCCGAGCCAUCCGCAGGCACAAGAUCGUCUCGCCGUUUGUCUACGCCGGUGAAGCGGACGUCAGUGCGGACGUCGACUUUGUGGCGCUCGCGCACGCGGCCCUCGAGGCGAGUCCCGGGAUCGAAGUCCACGGGCCGGUCGAACAAGGAUUCUGGUUGGGUCAACUCGGCAUCAAACAACGCGCGGAGAGACUUGUCGCGGAGCUCACCAAGAGGGGUCAAUUCGGUAGUACCGAAGAGCUCGAGAGGAAAAAGGUGGAAGUGGAAACGGGUUGGAAGAGAUUGGUCGAGGCCGGGCCCAAGGGGAUGGGUAAAGCUUACAAGGUCAUGACGAUCGUUCCAGAGAAUGGAGGGAGGAGAAGACCUGUCGGUUUCGGUGGGAGUGUUGUCGGUUGAAUAUUCCUGUACUCCGUAAUGUAACUGUAGCUACAUGUAACAACAACAAUUCGCCCAAGGAACCAAAAAGUGUGUCUGGAACGAACGCACGCUGAAAAUACUUGGCAACUUUGUUUCAGUAGGUCGUUUUGUACUUUUUACCUCGCAGAAAUUGACCUUACUCAAGGCCGGACGUUAGUACUUGU